AUGCAGUCUCGGGGUUGCGACAAUUCGGCCGAGCGCUUUCCUGCACUGCCCAAGGCAGACAUCAGCAACAAGCUUUCCCUUAGCUCGGAGCAUCAACGAUGCAGCAUCGGUCCUGGAGACGAUGCUUCCCUCGUGGCGGCCUGCUACACCUCCCUUGUGCGAGUCUUCCACGUCUUUAGAAGCAGGGCUGAGGCAGAGCUCCUCUCGCAGCUGGCAGUGCUGCUCAUGCCGGACGAGCCCAUUGCCGAGGCUUUCCGUGAUUUUCCAGUGAAAAAAUGCAAGGACUGGGGCUCCAGCAGACUCUGCCCAGAUUUCGCAGCGCACAGUGUGCUGAAAGCGACUGGUGCUGCACUGUUCAUCGAGUACGAUGGGUAUUAUCGUCACAUGGAGCCACUGGGCAUGGCCAGGGACAUGCGCAAGACAAGUGCGCUGCUCCAGUUCGCUCCUGCUGGAUCUGUCGUACUGCGUAUCGCGCACAAGGAGCGGAAGUGGAAGGACAAAUCCAUGCAAAUACUGGUGGACCGGUGGCACUCCGAGAAUGCUCCCUCCCUGCGCAGGCUCGUUUCACAGCUGGAGGUUUGUAACCCGCUGCAGAUCGCCCAGCACGCAAAAAAAUUUGCAGUGGAUGCAGAGCUGGUUGGCGCCGCAUCUGAAAACAACCUACUGGCAUUGCAAGAGCUUCUCCAGAAGGAGAUGCCGCUGAGCACUGUCCAAAUUGCCAAGUCGAUUGAGAGGUUUCCUUCCGUGCUCGGCUUGAGCCUUGAUGCGAACCUGAAGCCAACAGUUGAGUGGAUCAAGGGACUGGGCCUGAGCCAGUCGCACGUUGCCAAGGUGAUUGCAAACUGUCCGCAGGUGCUCGGCUUGAGCAUUGAUGCAAAUCUGAAGCCAACAGUUGAGUGGAUCAAGGGGCUGGGCCUGAGCCAGUCACAGGUUUCCAAGGUGAUUGUAACGCAUCCACGAGUGCUCGCCUACAGCAUUGAUGCAAAACUGAAGCCAACAGUUGAGUGGAUCAGGGGGCUGGGCCUGAGCCAGUCGCAGGUUGCCAAGGCGAUUGCAACUUGUCCGCAAGUGCUCGGCUACAGCAUUCACGCAAAUCUGAAGCCAACAGUUGAGUGGAUCAAGGGACUGGGCCUCAGCCAGUCGCAGGUUGUCAAGGUAAUUGCAACGCAUCCACGAGUGCUCGGCUACAGCAUGGAUGCAAAUCUGAAGCCAACAGUUGAGUGGGUUAUGGGGCUGGGCCU
Molecule: messenger RNA, 1241 nt
Organism: Symbiodinium necroappetens
Lineage: Eukaryota; Dinophyceae; Suessiales; Symbiodiniaceae
Source: the annotation of a GenBank genome assembly